AUGAGUGACGUGAGCCGGUCACCCACCAAACUACCCCACAAGCCCGGUUCCGAUCAACAGUCCAUGACUAUUAUCGUCGUGAACGCCAAAGGUGCCGUCGGCUACUCGGACCUUUACAGGCUACUCCAGCGAGAGAAGGAUUGCUGGGAGUUCAACCCUACACAUGACUUCGACACAGAUUACCUUUGCGACGGGUAUCUCUAUACUGUCUACUUCAUCCCGCCGCCUAGCGACGCAGGGUCUCGCAUAGCAUUACUCACCCUCAUGCAGCAUGUCUGCCUCGUCUUCACGUGCGAUACUUCGUCGAGGGAAUCGUGGGACGAAACAGUCGCCGCCUGCCAGGGGAUGCGUAGCCGCUGCGAAAAAGCCGGGGUCCGCCCCUUCCUUGCGACAAUGAUCGCCGCCAUGCGUGAAGGUGAAGGUCAAGGUCAAGGUAAAGAAGCCGCCGUGUCCCACGCAGAAGCCGAGGCGUUUGCUGCAACCCAGCGGGACUGUCACUUUGUCGAUCUCUCGCCCGCAACUGGGCGCGGCAUUUGCGAUGCGGUCGGCUCGCUGGUUGAGCGGGCACACGGCGCUCGUGAUCAGUAUGCUAUAGACCAGGGGGGUUAUGCCCAGAGGUACAAAAGAGCGCAGGCAUUUCAGGCAUUAUUUCCCAGCUAG
Messenger RNA from Penicillium longicatenatum, 660 nucleotides. RefSeq lists its product as uncharacterized. The transcript has 2 exons. Lineage: Eukaryota; Fungi; Ascomycota; Eurotiomycetes; Eurotiales; Aspergillaceae. The coding region runs from base 1 to 660 and encodes 219 amino acids. The record is from RefSeq and is a predicted model, not a curated record.